GCUUUGCUGGGCUGCUGCGGGGGGAAAGAUGGAGGAGGCAGGAGGUGUUUAGGGAGAGGAGAGAUGCGGAUUAUGGCCGUACGGGAGAAAAGGAGCGAUAAACGGGAAUAAACAGAGCAAACCGAAGGCUGGCUUCGAUCAAGAGAGAGAGAGAGAUUGGAGGAAAACCGGACUAGACGGGUUCGGAGCUGCUCCUCAGCGCCUGGCUUUAUUGAUAGCAGGAUUCGUUGGUAAAAUCUGGAUUAUUUCUUUAAAAAAAAUUAUUAGUUCCAGUUUUUUGGCAGUUCGUCUCCAAAAGGAUGAAGCAAUUUUAUCCACCUUUGAGCGUGAGCUGUUACUAAAUAUAAUCGCCAUAAAGAGAAAGAGAGGAAAACACGGAUGACCACUCCAAUGACCACUGAAUGUCAACAGGAAUGUUUAGAAUAUUUACGAUGAUUCAUUUAAACCGUGGGAUUUCAUUGCAAUGAGCGCUGAAUGAGGAGAAGCUGGGCGUCCAGGACCUGAAGGAAACCCUCGAGUGCUUAAAGAAAAGAUGGAAACAGCUGCUAAUACUUUGCUCCUGCUUUGCUGGACCGUGCUGGCCGUGCUGGCCGCCUCAGUGCCCGGCAGUGGGGCCGGAGGGCUCCGUGUUGCCCUCUUGCAUCCUGCCCGCCGGCCCAGCCAGCAGGGGGCGCCGAGGAGGCGCAGGGCCGCCAGGAGAGUGACCUUCGUGGACAUGAUCGACAACCUGCGCGGCAAGUCCGGCCAGGGCUACUACGUGGAGAUGGCGGUGGGCACGCCUCCUCAGAAGUUGAACAUCCUGGUUGAUACAGGGAGCAGUAAUUUUGCAGUAGGAGCUGCAGCUCAUCCAUUUCUGCGCAGAUACUACCAUCGUUCUCUGUCCACGUCGUACAGGGAUCUGGGCCGGAGCGUGUACGUGCCAUAUACGCAGGGCCGCUGGGAGGGGGAGCUGGGGACCGAUCUGGUGUCAGUGCCUCACGGCCCCAAUGUGUCGCUGCGCGCCAACAUCGCCGCCAUCACCCAGUCAGACCGCUUCUUCAUCAACGGCUCCAACUGGGAGGGCAUUCUGGGACUGGCCUACGCCGAAAUCGCCAGGCCUGAUGAGACCCUCGAGCCCUUCUUUGAUUCUCUGGUGAGGCAGACCAGUGUACCCAACCUCUUCUCCCUGCAGCUGUGUGGAGCCGGCUUCACCCAGAACUACAGCCUGGGCAGUGCGACUGUAGGGGGCAGUAUGAUCAUUGGAGGGAUCGACCCUUCCCUUUACGUAGGAGACGUGUGGUACACUCCAAUACGCAGAGAGUGGUACUAUGAGGUCAUCAUCGUGCGCAUUGAAGUCAACGGACAGGAUCUCAACAUGGAUUGUAAAGAGUAUAACUACGAUAAAAGCAUCGUGGACAGUGGCACCACAAACCUGCGGCUUCCUCGCAAAGUGUUCCAGGCAGCUGUAAAGGCCAUUGAAGCAGCUUCAUCGACGGAGCAGUUUCCCUCUGGUUUUUGGCUGGGGGAGCAGUUGGUGUGCUGGCAGGCUGGCACCACCCCCUGGCACAUCUUCCCCGUCAUCUCUCUCUACCUGAUGAGCGAGAACCGCAACCAGUCCUUCCGCAUCUCCAUCCUGCCCCAGCAAUAUCUACGGCCUGUAGAGGACGUAGCUUCGGCGCAGGAAGACUGCUACAAAUUUGCCGUGUCUCAGUCCAGCACCGGCACCGUCAUGGGCGCUGUCAUCAUGGAGGGCUUCUACGUCGUGUUCGACCGCGAACGCAAACGCAUCGGCUUUGCUGUCAGCACAUGUCACGUUCAUGACGAGUUCCGCACAGCCUCGGUGGAGGGUCCCUUCCACGGCGUGGAGCUGGAGGACUGCGGCUACAACAUCCCGCAGACGGACGAGUCCACGCUGAUGACCAUCGCCUACAUCAUGGCCGGAAUCUGCGCCCUGUUCAUGUUGCCCCUCUGCCUGAUGGUGUGCCAGUGGCGCUUCGCCCGCUGUCUGCACCCGCUGGGCGCCGGCAACUUCGCAGAUGACAUUUCUCUCCUGAAGUGAGCCAAACCUGCAGCGGGAAGCAUGUCCACACUGCAAGAGGCCACCGUCUUGGUGACCACCGGCAGGACCGUCCCGAUGUUGGAUGACGGUGGUGGGUGGGGGAGGGGCGGUCAGUGAUGUGGUAGUGUAUAUAGUCGUACGUAUUUACACGGCAUGUCCGGUCGGACUGUCCUGAGCUGGGGAGAGUUUAUAACCCUGUAUGUGAUGUUGGUCCCGUCCCCCUUUAGUGUUUCAAAUGCAGGACCACCGUAUGUAACGUUCAUAUAUAUGCGUGUGUUGGUCUGGGAGUCCUCAGAGGACGUGUCGUCAUCGUGUAGUAUCCCGAUGUGCCCGGGGUCUAAGCUUGUUUUGUUUAUGUCAAAAAUUACUGUUGUUAACUUUAAAUCCAUUAUGUUUUGUCCUACAGUCUUAAAAAAGAUGGUUCUUUAAGGGUUCUUUAGUAAAGACAGUGGUGCUAUAUAGAACAAUGAACACCAUUUGUAUGUUUAAAGGGUUUUUUGC
Molecule: messenger RNA, 2539 nt
Organism: Colossoma macropomum (tambaqui)
Lineage: Eukaryota; Metazoa; Chordata; Actinopteri; Characiformes; Serrasalmidae
Gene: bace1
Product: beta-secretase 1
Exons: 9
Coding region: 533-2038 (501 amino acids)
Biological process (GO): membrane protein ectodomain proteolysis; amyloid-beta metabolic process
Cellular component (GO): membrane; trans-Golgi network; endosome
Molecular function (GO): aspartic-type endopeptidase activity
Source: RefSeq, a predicted model, not a curated record